This is a messenger RNA of Drosophila innubila, 1469 nucleotides long. Its product is annotated as RCC1-like G exchanging factor-like protein. NCBI's taxonomy places the organism in Eukaryota, Metazoa, Arthropoda, Insecta, Diptera, Drosophilidae. The coding region runs from base 42 to 1418 and encodes 458 amino acids. The record is from RefSeq and is a predicted model, not a curated record. The transcript is spliced from 2 exons.
AGACUUCAGAAGCUAAUUUAAUUUUAAGUUAAACCGUUAAAAUGUUUCAAAAUGUGAAGAAAGUUGCUCCUCGAUUAGCCCGCCAUUAUACUGCAAAGGCGAAACGCACCGUUUUGUCACAGGACACGACGAAAAUCAAAAAUUUGGAACAGAAAAUCUCUGGAACGCAUGAGAAUCGUGUGUAUGUGUGGGGCUUUCAGGAGACAGGGGCCCUGGGGCUGCAGACGAACAUUAAGAAGGCCCAAGAGCGUUACACUGAAAUGGUUCAUCAUCCGACAAGGCUCCAGUUUUCCAAUAACAAUGAUGUAACGGAUGUGGCAGCUGGUUACGGAUUUACAGCGUAUGCUGUGAAACGUUCGGAUGGGGAGACACUGUUUGGCAGUGGCAUCAACACUGACUCCCAGCUGGGUUUUCAAUUCAAGCCGAAUGUGAAUGCAGCAAAGGAUCCCGCCAAUCUGGAUGUCAUCAUUUAUCCUACAGCAAUACGCUUGCCUCGCAUCGAAGGCGACACGGAUGAGGGCAUGCAGGUGAGGAGCAUGUCGGCAGGUCGAGCCCAUCUCGUUGUGGUUACACAGAAUGGCACGGUCUUUACGCUGGGCAACAAUUCCUAUGGCCAAUGUGGUCGUCUAAUCAUCGAGGAGGAGUGUUAUACUCGUAGUGCGGUUAUCCAUCGCAUUCCACAGGCAGAUAUAUGUGGCGAGGAGGAUGAAAUCGUGAGCGUCGAGUGUGGACAGGAUCAUACCAUGUUCUUGACCAAACUGGGCAAGGUUUACACCUGUGGUUGGGGUGCCGAUGGACAGACGGGUCAGGGCAAUUAUUAUUCCGCUGGCGCAAUUACUCUAAUUGCCGGUGAUAUUGAAAAGGAGCGUAUUGUGAGGAUCGCCUGUGCAUCCGACUGUGUAUUGGCCCUGAACGAGCAUGGCGAUGUGUUUGGCUGGGGAAACUCGGAAUACGGCCAGCUGGACGAUUCACCCGAUGCUGAGAUGCAGUUGAGCACACCGAGAGCCUUAAAGCUAACCAAGGACAUGGGCAAAGUGAAGGAUGUGGCAGCUGGCGGCUCCUUUUGCAUGGCUCUCAACGAUCAGGGCCUGGUCUACACCUGGGGCUAUGGCAUCUUGGGCUUUGGGCCCCACGUCGAGCAGACCUCGAAGCCACAACAUCUGCUCCCACCUCUAUUUGGACGCAACGACUUUAGCAAUGCCACAACAGUGGUUUCCAUUGGUUGCGGCGUCUUUCACAUGGGCGCCAUUAACUCCGAUGGGGAUCUCUUUAUGUGGGGAAAGAAUAGAUUCGGCCAUUUGGGUUUGGGCCACAAAAAGGAUCAGUUCUUUCCCUUCAAAGCAGCGCUCAAUGGCAAGGUGUCCAAGGUAGCCUAUGGAGUGGAUCACACCAUAGCCCUAUGCCGACCUCAUGUAUAAAUUUAAAAAAAAAGCAUUUUUUACACUAAAAUAAAAGUUAUAAAAUUAUAA